Cebus imitator (Panamanian white-faced capuchin) is the source of this 15519-nucleotide messenger RNA. RefSeq names its product RAR related orphan receptor A (gene RORA). Gene Ontology annotation, cellular component: nucleus. Lineage: Eukaryota; Metazoa; Chordata; Mammalia; Primates; Cebidae. The record is from RefSeq and is a predicted model, not a curated record. The transcript has 9 exons. Bases 5157 to 6317 code for a protein of 386 amino acids. Gene Ontology annotation, molecular function: nuclear receptor activity; RNA polymerase II cis-regulatory region sequence-specific DNA binding. Gene Ontology annotation, biological process: regulation of transcription by RNA polymerase II; negative regulation of inflammatory response.
UUUUUAAAGCACUAGUUUUUCACCAUUUUUGCAAGACACACAAAAUUGGUUGACAUUCAUAAGCAUGACAGACAUAUUCGCAUAAGGUGUACCCAAGGUUCAGCCAUUGGCCAACCAACAGUAACCCCAUCCCAUUCAGUUCUAUUCAGGAAAAUACAUGAUUGUGCAAGUGAGGUAGAGUGAAAGAUAUUAUUGGGGUAACCUUGGGUCCACAUUAGUUUACUUUUUAUGUGAACUAAUGAAAAACUUUAAUUCUUUUAAAGUUUUAUUAGAAACCAAUUCCCUGUGACGCUCCUGCAACUUACUGCAACAUACCGCUGUGUUGUAGCAAACAGUUAAGCAGCAAUGUUGUGAAGGAUUGCUGUGGUAGCCGGUAUGAACUGCCUGUCGUAUUAUUUGGAGGAUAAGCAGCUUUUCUCUAUCCCCACCUCGGAAAGAGCUUAAAGUCUGGAGGAAGGAAUUUCAUUUCACCAUAAGGCAGGAUUUCUUAUCAACAGCAACAAUAAUAAUAACUACUAUUUAUUGAGUGCCAACUAUUUCUAAGAACUAUGUGAUGUGCACAUAUAGAGAAUACAUAUAUAAAAUGCUCAUACAGAUAUCAUAUAUAUGCUGUCAUUGAUGUAUCCCAUCCUUGAACCUUCAAGUAUGAAACUGAGGCUCAGAGAGGUUAAGUGAUUUGUCUGGCCUUAAGAAUUGUCAAAUGCUGGCAUUGGUCAUUUUAGGGUUAAAAUUCUAAUCAGAAGCUUGUGAAACUGAGAUCAGUGGCCUGGAAGGUUGAUGAUUAUUUUUAGUUAUAAACUAAGCAGAUAACUCGCAGAAAGAGAUGUUGACAUCAGUUCCUGAGUCGUAUGUAAGUUUAAACAAACUAUGAAGGCGAGGUCUUUGGAACCCUGGUUAGUGAUUGCUUAACAAGAGUGCAGUGAUGACGAUGACAGUGACGACAGUGACAGUAAAUAGUGAUGCCUGCCACAUAGGGUGUUGGAGGAGUGAGACGUGAUGCAUGACACAUUAUUAGCACAAAUACAUGUAGGCAUUAUUAUCAAUUAAUUUUAUUACUAUUGAGAAAUCACUACUGACCCACAGCAUGAAGUACUGGGUGACUCUAAUACAAUUUUUAUUUUUCUAAUUCUUUGGAAGAAUGGGCAUUGUUCUCUGGACCAUGAUAUCUCUAAAGAUAUGUCCUGAGGAAUAAAUGUCAUCUUAAGAAGGCUAGUGCUCAAGCUCUUGUUCCUUUUAUAAUUAAAAAUUCAAAGCGAACUUUUUAUAGAAGUACAGUGCUAAAUGACAGCCUAGCCCCAAGGACCACUUGGUUAAUUAGCGCCCUUGCAUUCCACGAUUUCCUGAUGCCCGCUGCCACUUGUUGUCAGCUCUUUGAAACUGCAGAAAUUUGCCUCUGCAGGUGUGGAGAGCCUGUUUGAAUUAUAUAGGGUACAUGAGAGAGCAAAUUAUUGAGGUAAUAGAGCUGAAAAUGUGGGCAAUUAGAAUUUUUCAUAGCAAGAUUGUUCAUUGUGAAGCCAAUUCAUGAUUAUAUGCGUGCGUCUUGCUCCAGAUACUCCGCUACACAAUAAACUUCUUUGCUGGGAUGAAUAUGCAUGUGGGCUAAUUUAAUCAAUAUACUUGUGAACGUUGACAGUAGUGCUGUCUGACAGAACUCAUCCUUUGAAAUGCUGGCUGAGUUAAUGUGUGCAGUAUAGAUAUGGGCCAAGAUUCAUAAUUUGUGUUAAAAGAAGAUUGUUUUGAGAAGACACCACACUACCUGGUGGGAAACCGAAAAGCCUGCAUGAUGAAAGGCAAAAGACAGAGGGAUUAUUGUCCUCCUCCUUGUUGGACAGAAAACUCAAAUUCGUGAAACUAAACUGCAUCCUUUUGGAGAAUUUGCAAGGCAUGGACUGAAUUUUUCCUCAUGGAUUCAUUUGAAUUCUGGAAAUUGACUAAAAGGGGGGAUGGAGAUGGCUUUGUGCAUUGUUGGAUUAAAUGGAGGGCUGAGGAAGUGCCCUGCUCCAAUCUGCAAGUACUUGCCUUCUGGGAAUAUCAACACGUGUGAUCAGAUCACAUUCAGAGUAGGGGAAUUGUAGUCAUUUCCUAAAGAGCGCUUGCAACUGAAAUUGUCAUCUGAGAUGAGAGAACCAUGCAGGAGGGAGCCUAGGAGAAUAACUUAACCAAUCAGAAUACCAAUUUGCUAUCCAGAAACGAUGAGAUUCCCAGUGAAGCUUGUUUCAAUUAAUUCUGAUGCUUUAGCCCACUGGAACUAAGCACAGGACACCGUGGGGACAAAGAUCUAAGUGAAUGGCCCCCUGUUUGGAAAUACAAGUCAAUCUACAGUGAGUCCAUUUGUCCUAAGCUUCUUGGCCUCCACAGAUCUCGUGACUGUCUCAGCUCAAGCAUCCUCCAGACCUGAAAGCCCCUAGGAGCUGAAGCCUGGCUGAGGCCAUCAGUCUUGUAUCACAGAGACACCAAACUCCUGGGUCUGGACAACAACUGCUCCCCACCUGCACCCCUGCCGUCACCCCCGCCAGGCCAUGAGCCAUUCCACGGGUGGAAGUGCUGGGGCCAGCAUGGUACUUCCAAGGCCACCCCCGUCAUGAGCAGACCUCCAUGCCACACAGACAUUGCAGUCACAGCCUUAAACAUCAUUACUUCACUUCUCGUUAGUAAUCCACUGUGAGUCCGGGCCGACUGGACGGGCGUACUACACCAUUUUCAUUUUGUCCAGAUGCAGUCUGACUCGGUGUUCCCAAUAUGCCCUGCCCAGGGCCUUCCUGUUCUUACAAAAGACUAAAGAGACAUGCUUGAUCUCCCCUAUUUUUACGAUAGAAUCAAGAUAACUCUUGAAAGGCCCAAGAUUAGCAUCAGGUAGUUUUGAUGCUGACUUAAAUGGUGGGACUAAAACCUAAAAGAGGUUUGUUCAUCCCUAAUUCCUGUCCUUACACCCUGAGGUGAGACAUGAGCAGAAGCAGCUCCAAGUGAGUCUUCUUCAUUUCAUGUAUAAAUUCUGUUUACCUGGUGGUUCAAGGACUUUAUGUGGCCUAAUGAUUCUAUUCCUAGGGACCAGCGUAGGGGGAGGCUGGUUCUCAUUCUAGACGACUCAAUUCAUGUAGAGAAAAGCAGGCAAUAACUCGCAGCCAGCUGAUAUCACCUUUCAGGAUUUCUCUACUUCCACUUGGCUUUUGAGCAUCUCUGGAAAGUGUUAGGCAUAACUCACUUUCUCUCCAGUUGCAGAGCUGUGGCACAAACCUUUGCCUUGACUAUAUGAAACAUAUUGAAAGGGCUGUGAAGUAUGAGACAUUACUAGAUGUUAUGUUUCAUAAAGAAUUUUUCUUAAAAAAAAAAGCCCAGUGUUCACAUGAGGAGGAACACUUGGAAAUGACAAUUUUUGUUGAAUGCAACCUUAAACAUACUAAGAUGCUUAACUCAAACUGUACCUGUUAGUGUCCAAAGUCACCAUUACUAGAGUAUUAGAAAGCCUCCAAAGUCUAGAAAAUACGCUGGAUGUGAGAUUUGGAACUAUCUCUAAAUCUGAAUAAGCAAAGAAACUCCGUAUGCAAGCGCUGAAAAAUGAUGGCUAGCUUUUAGAAUAGCUUGCACUCCGUAAAAGUCACCACAGUGCUUGCAUUAGGCCCUGAGAAAGAGUUAGCAGUACACACAGUUUAUAAUGAGGUUAAAUCCAGUAGUUUCAUGUGUGCUCUUUCUAAGUAUUGAAUCCAGCAUCACCUCAAAUCCAAAGUAAGUGGUUGUGGAAUUAUCCCAGGAUAUGGGAUUACAUGAGAAGAAAAAGUGGGUUGUGGUCUAUGUGUGGUGCUUACAGUGUGGGACAUAUUCUUUGGACGAAGAAAUUACUCUGUGUAAGGCCUGGGGCUAGGUAAAGGCUGCAUGAAAAUGAACUAGACUGGGGCACGUGCAAUUGUGUGUGUGUGUGUAACUCAGAGACUCUAACAUGAUACCCAGUAGUGAAAACCAUGGGAAAUGAAUUUAGUGUAAUGACACAUUCCAGGUAAACCGGUGACUGUUCCCAUCCUGUCUAUAUAGCUCAGCGUUGGUCUUUAUUUGAUACAUAAAUUCUAUUUAAUAGUUGAUCUAAGCAUUUUCUUUUGCCUAAUUAUUCCUUAUUUUUUAAUCCUUAAUUACGCUCUUUUUAACUUUGAGAUAUUUGUGUUUGCUUAGAAAUGUGCUUUGUCUUAUUUGAGAAAUUUGGUGUGAUACAUGUUACUUCCUAGUCUUCCAGCAUGAGGCGUCUUUAAGUCAUCAAUUGGGUAGAAACACAUGCCCUCUGUACCAGAAAUUACUCAGUGUCCAGCGUAAAGAACUCACAAACAACAUAUCCUAUUUGUCAGGAUUCAUCAUUAUUAAAUUCAAACAGGAUAUUAACUCUGUGGUUAAAAGGUUUUGAUUGUACACAAAGGGACUAAUUCUUAACACAUGGCAACUGCAUUAAUUUUUUAAAAUAUAAGGAAUUCUUACCAUCAUAUAUAACUUAUUAAUAUUUUAAAUUGAAUCAUUUUCCUAACUAGACCUGACUUUUUAGAGUGUAUUUUUCUCUAGCAGUCAAGCUAUAAUGCUCAGCCAAGACAGAUUUAUGACCUUUUAAAAAUAAUGACGGAAAAUGAGAUGGGAGGAAACAUUUCAGUAUCUGCUUUGCUCUGAGUCCUAAACUGCGAACUCUCCAGUUCUUGAAGGCUUUGAAAUGCUGAUUCCAGUCUUCUUGUGGGUUCUUAAACACCUUCUCAAAUGACCCAUUUUAAUAACCCGAAAGCUAUUAUAUAACGAGCAGCCAUAAUUUAGUCCAGGGCUCUAGGGGGACCCUCACAGUUCAGCAAUGAAUAGUUAAUGCAGUAUAAUGUUUAGCAGGUUAUUAGUUUUCACUAUACAAAUGCUGAUCAGGGAACGCUUUUAUAAGGUGUUUAAAAGAAAAUGUAAUUAACUGGUUGCGUGCUUCUGUUGCAGCUCAAAUUGAAAUUAUUCCAUGCAAGAUCUGUGGAGACAAAUCAUCAGGAAUCCAUUAUGGUGUCAUUACAUGUGAAGGCUGCAAGGGCUUUUUCAGGAGAAGUCAGCAAAGCAAUGCCACCUACUCCUGUCCUCGUCAGAAGAACUGUUUGAUCGAUCGAACCAGUAGAAACCGCUGCCAACACUGUCGAUUACAGAAAUGCCUUGCCGUAGGGAUGUCUCGAGAUGCUGUAAAAUUUGGCCGAAUGUCGAAAAAGCAGAGAGACAGCUUGUAUGCAGAAGUGCAGAAGCACCGGAUGCAGCAGCAGCAGCGCGACCACCAGCAGCAGCCUGGAGAGGCGGAGCCGCUCACGCCCACCUACAACAUCUCGGCCAACGGGCUGACGGAACUUCACGACGACCUCAGCAACUACAUGGACGGGCACACCCCUGAGGGGAGCAAGGCAGACUCUGCCGUCAGCAGCUUCUACCUGGACAUACAGCCUUCCCCAGACCAGUCAGGUCUUGAUAUCAAUGGAAUCAAACCAGAACCAAUAUGUGACUACACACCAGCAUCAGGCUUCUUUCCCUACUGUUCGUUCACCAAUGGAGAGACUUCCCCAACUGUGUCCAUGGCAGAAUUAGAACACCUUGCACAGAAUAUAUCGAAAUCGCAUCUGGAAACCUGCCAAUACUUGAGAGAAGAGCUCCAGCAGAUAACGUGGCAGACCUUUUUGCAGGAAGAAAUUGAGAACUAUCAAAACAAGCAGCGGGAGGUGAUGUGGCAGUUGUGUGCCAUCAAAAUUACAGAAGCUAUACAGUAUGUGGUGGAGUUUGCCAAACGCAUUGAUGGAUUUAUGGAACUGUGUCAAAAUGAUCAAAUUGUGCUUCUAAAAGCAGGUUCUCUAGAGGUGGUGUUUAUCAGAAUGUGCCGUGCCUUUGACUCUCAAAACAACACCGUGUACUUUGAUGGGAAGUAUGCUAGCCCCGAUGUCUUCAAAUCCUUAGGUUGUGAAGACUUUAUUAGCUUUGUGUUUGAAUUUGGAAAGAGUUUAUGUUCUAUGCACCUGACUGAAGAUGAAAUUGCAUUAUUUUCUGCAUUCGUACUGAUGUCAGCAGAUCGCUCAUGGCUGCAAGAAAAGGUAAAAAUUGAAAAACUGCAACAGAAAAUUCAGCUAGCUCUUCAACACGUCCUACAGAAGAAUCACCGAGAAGAUGGAAUACUAACAAAGUUAAUAUGCAAGGUGUCUACAUUAAGAGCCUUAUGUGGACGACAUACAGAAAAGCUAAUGGCAUUUAAAGCAAUAUACCCAGACAUUGUGCGACUUCAUUUUCCUCCAUUAUACAAGGAGUUGUUCACUUCAGAAUUUGAGCCAGCAAUGCAAAUUGAUGGGUAAAUGUAUCACCUAAGCACUUCUAGAAUGUCUGAAGUACAAACAUGAAAAACAAACAAAAAAAUUAACCAAGACACUUUAUAUGGCCCUGCACAGACCUGGAGCGCCACACACUGCACAUCUUUUGGUGAUCGGGGUCAGGCAAAGGAGGGGAAACAAUGAAAACAAAUAAAAGUUGAACUUGUUUUUCUCAUGCAUAUGAUUUCCAUUAUGCCUACAGAUAUGGACCCUUUUUCUGUCUUGACUUCUUGAUCGUUGACCUCUGUUUACAACAGGAGGGUACUAAAGUCGGAGGAUUUCCUUUUCUUGUAGCUCACUGCCCACAGACUUUCCUCAGAGUCACCAAUCUGUCAGUAACAACAGAGAGUCCAGCAAUAAUCGGCGACUGGUGUGCAUAGCGGAGGUUGCGGCAUUACUUUGCACAACUGGCUCUUUGUUUCAUGAAGGAAGUUUUUAUUUUUUCGCCGAUUAUUGCCAGUCUGCAGGAUGGCAUGAAAAGGGUCCAUAGCAGUAGCAACAAUAGCAUUAUAAUAUAUUACAGGGUAAAUGGGCAUGAAGACUAUAUAUAGCUAAAAGAGAUAUUGUUUAUAUAUUGUUUUAAUUAAUAUAAAAUGUAGUUACUGGUGUAGCUUUUCCUGUUGAAUUGAUAAGGCACUUUCAUUUUGCACCUUUUUCUUUAAAUUAAAUGCUAGCGUGUUCACUGUCGUGUCGCAUGUGCACCAGAAACACAAGUUUAACCGAGAAGGCUUGGAAGGUACGUUGGGAGGUAUUUAUGCUGCUGUUUACAAAAUUACUUUUAAAAUACUGGCUGGUCAUAUCUAGAAAUCACCACGUUGGAUUUUUUUUUUAACAUGUGAAUUUGGAAUUAGAAACGGAAUUCUCCCUAAAUUAUACUUCGCUUUUUGGUAAGUUUAAUGAUAGAUGUGUUUAUGCUUCAUACAAAGUUGAAUGAUCAUUGUGGACAUAUACCAUCAUGCUCAUUUUUUUUAAAGCUUUUUAAAAUGCCACCUCAUGGAGGCGAGGGAGGGAAGCUCAUUUUACACAAUUCAGUAGUUAAAUACGGACUUGGUCUCAUCUUGCAACUCUUAGGCUUUGAGAACAAAUCAAAAACCAGAAUAUUUAUUGGAAUCUAGCUUUUAUUAUAAGAAGGACCCAAAGAUUAUAUCUGGAGCAAACACACACUCCCCAUGUGAGGACAUGAAGCAUUUGCUUUGUGAAUGUUUAUGUUCUUGGUAUAAUCUAGGAACUCUAUGAGUUUAUCUCAGAGUGAACUACUUCUAGAUUUGUUGUCAAUAGAUGCUAUAAUUCAAGAAUGUUGCUCUCCAUAUUUGAAAAACGACGGAUAGGAGGGCCAGGGGAGCAUACAAUGUUGAACCAGUUUCUCUUAUUUAAAUAUUAAAUACUUUAAGCCUUUAAAGUGAAGUUGAUGCUGGCUGCAAACAUUUACUCUUGUAUUUAUCUUCACUAGGAAACUGUGGACUGUAAUUUAUUUUAUUAAAUAUUUAGAAGAUUAUUUGGCUGGUGUGUUCAGGUGAGAAAUACUGAGUUGUUUCUGUUUAAUUUCAUGUUUUUUUUUUUUUUUUUUAAAUAAUCCCUAGUGUGGGCAGGGGAAAAGAAUAGUCUGAUAAACAGGUAUGCAUAUUUUAAAAACAAGUGACCUUUUGAGAAUGUAGGCAUUUAGACGAUGAUUUUAGUCGCACUAGAGUGGGAUUCAAACUACGGGUCAAAGACCAUUUUGUACAGAAAAGGGAACGUCUCCCAUGGAUGUUAAGGUAGGAGUUUCCACACAGCCCUUUCUGUCCAAGAAAUAGUCUCCUCUGCCACUGGUGUCCCUGUGGAAUCUUCCACAGGAAUUACAGCUUCUCACAUCAUGCUGGGUUACCAGCAUGGGCUUCCCAGAGCACUUCACUCUGUUUCUAACGCCACUGACUUUUCUGACUUGUUUCCUGAGGGACUUGGAAAACGGGAAGUUAUUAUUCACACAGAUGUGUGUAUGAAGCCUAAAUAACAUCCAACUUUUUUUUUUCACAAACAUAAUAAGGGUUUAACCAUAAAUAGAAGACAAGAGUAAUAGUCCUUUAAAUUUCUUACAGGCAUGUAAAAUUUUAUGUGUUUAUAGAAAGAGGCUACCUGUCAGCAUAUAGUAUUUAUAUGGGGCAAGAAGGGUUAAAUCAAAUCUUUAAUUUAAGUAAGCAUAGUUCCUUUAAAGAUCAAUAGUAUUUAUACUCUAAAAAGAGUACCAAGCUUAGUUCAGUUAUUUAUUUGUCCUUUUUUUUCCUGUUGUUUCUCCUUUGGGAGGAAAUGGUGUUUUGUUUUUGUUUGGGUUUUGCUUUUUUGGUUUUUUUUUGUUUUGUUUUAGUUUUGUUUUGUUUUGUUUUUUGUCAUUCAGAUCCACUAAAUUUGGGGAUGGUUUUAUUAAAGUAUAUUAACUUCUUUUUAACCAAAGCUUUCUGAAUAUGACCAGCCUCAGGUACUAGCACAUUAAAGAGCAACUAAACCUAAUUCCAGUGUCCGUUUGUGAAAUAAUAAGAACAAAUUGAAUUUCUCAAGGGUGAGAGAGAACAUAAUGUUGAACUUAAAAGAAAUUCCUUUUCUCAGUAAGGAUUCUGCAUGUACCUAGUGCAAAACAAAACAAAACAAAAACAGACAAGAAAACUAAUGCUCUAACCUCAGUAAUAGUCAUGCCAUGGUGACAUUGCUUUUAUGGUAAACCAUGAUAGCAUAACAUGAUGCUUCUUCCCAGGUGUUUCUGAAAGAAAAGCACGGGUGGAGCUUAAAAGCCAAGUCCAAUGAUUGACAGAGUAGGAUGAAAUAGUAGACAGAGACAUGCUCCGUGAAACAAGGAAACAACUGACUACUAUUUGGAUCUAAGUUAGGAUCUGAUGUUAAACAAUAAAUUCAGUUAGAAAAAAAUACGGAGCUCAGAAAAGGAUGUGAAAAACUUUGCAUUUUCCUUUCUUCAUGAUUAUAAAAACACCUAUGUGAUGACAUAAAAUACUUGGGUGAUAUCAGAACAGUCAUCCUUAAUAGUUCUUCUAAUUAAAGCUUCCUAAACUUCAACAUCCAGUAGUCUUUUAAGGACUGGAACCACAUCACUGUCAGCCUUGCUGCUACAAUGGCUUUAUAAUAAUUUUUUUUUACAUAAGGCAAAUAAGGCUUUUGUACAAAGCCUGAAUACCUUCUGUUCCAAUGGUGUCCAAAUGGUUAUUAUAUUGUGAAAAACCUGGCCUUGGUCACAAUGCAAACAAAGGUACAGAUGAAAGUGCUUUUUGGACAGUUUGCAAAUUGUGUUAAAGCUAUGGAUUUUUUUUAAGUGUUCAGCAUCUUACUUUGUAUUAAAGCUAUGGAUUUUUUUUUUUUAAGUCUUCAGCAUCCUAAUUCACCCUUUCUAACUUAAGAAAAACAUGACUUAAGACACUGCUUCUAAGUUUGGUUGUUCUUUAUUGUGUAGAUACCCAGUUAUCUGUGAGCGUAUGGGGGUGGGCUGAGGGUCAGGUGAGGAAGGAGCGUGUGUGUGUGUGUGUGUGUGUGUGUGUGUGUGUGUGAGUGAGAUUUGCACGUGUAUGAUGUGUGUGUGUCGGACCGCUUCUAGGCUACUAAGUGUCAAUGGAAAAGAAAAUGUAUUCAAAAUACUUAAAUCAAAACUAAGAAGAUGGGAAAAAAAAAGAUUUAUUCUAUACAAAGCCUUGUCUGGACCACUUUAGAGAGACUUCUAUUUUUUUAACCCUUCUAUAAAUAUUUGAUGGCACUUGAAAUAUUCCUGCAAUAAAAUGUGAUUUGUGUAAAGAAAAAAAGAUUUUGUAAUGUGAAACAAAGAAAGAAAGUAAUGUAAUUUUCUAAAAAAAAAAAUACAAACAAACAAACUUUGUAUUAUUUUCUUGAUGGAAUUUGUCUAUCUGUCUUUGGAAAACUUUUUAUUUCAUUGAAUGUGCCAUAGUAGAAAUGUGUGUUUUUAGUUUUAGACUAAGGAAUAGCUAGCUGUUGUGUUCCGACAUUCCAAAAUGCAAAACAACCUAGUAGUAUCUUUCAUGAAAAGGUUUUAGUAGUAUGUAAGCUUCUCUCAUUGUUGCUUUUUUGCACAUGUUCUUCAUUCCUCUCUAGUGCAAUAUGUACAUAGAGCACUUGCGGGUGUACCUUGAUCCCUCAGGGAAAAAUACAUAUUUGUACAGUUUUUUGGGUUUUUUUUUUUGUUUUGUGGGUUUUUUGUUUUGUUUUGUUUUGCCUUUUGUUUUUGGCUAAGGAAUGUCGAUCGAAUCACUUGUUAUUGUUGAGGGGCAGCCAGAUAAUAAUCCUAAAGCCACUGUUUCAAACAUUGAUUGUUUAAAUCAUAUGUCCUUCCAAUGCUAUUAUUUUAAGAUAGUAAUAAAAAGUUAUUUUUCUGAUAGUUCUUUGUGCUGAUUGGUGAAAAACAAGGGUAAAUAAGCACCUUAUGAUUGACUUACUGUGAAUGACAAUCCAUCUUGAUAUCAACGAUAGAAGCCCUAUCAUUUUGGAGUUGGGGUUAAGAGUCAGAAACAAUGUGCUCAGGGAUCUCCUAAAACUCUUAAACAGGGUGGCCAGUACUACUGGGACAAAUUGUGUUUUUUAUUAUUAAUAAUAAUGAUAAUACUAUCCCUCCAAGGCACAAGUGAACUAUAUAGAACUGCGUGUGUGUAAACUCUUUACUCUCAUCUCAUUUUGUUGAGUUCAGAACUUGAUGUGCUCUUCAGUCUUGUGUUUCAAAACGCUGAAUAACUUCCAAAGCAAAGUUAUGCCAGUGUGUUUAAAAGAUAAAUUAAUAGGUAAUGUACCAGCAAAGAGCAUCAUUCAAAGUAUAGUCCUUGCGUAUUCCAAUUACCGUUUCUCUAAUUAAAAUACUCAUGAAAAAAAAUGUAGCAUCAUAUGUUUAAAACUCUUUCAAAUUCUACAUAUUAAGGAUAAAAAUUUUAAAAAUCAGUACAGCUAUUUAGAUAAAAGAUAAAAUAUGUUUUAAAAAUACCAGCAAUUAACUACUGUUAUCAUGUGUUCUCCUCUAGAAGCAAACCAAAAAUUCCUUCAUGGAAAACAGUUCUUCUGCUUUGUAGUUUAGAGCCGAUGCAUUACACGAGCUAAUGUUUAAAGACAAAACAAAACCUGCCUGUAUGACAGCAGCAACUCAAGCCAACAUUAGUGUUACAUGUUAUAUGUUUGAAAUACAGUUUUGCUACCAUAUUCCACAUAUUGUUUUCCAUGAAGUCAGAGAAGUUCAGUGUAACUGUUGGCUCUGAUUCUUUCACCUUGGGAUACAAAUUCACAAGAAGAUUUAUAUAUUUUCUUUCUAUAACAGAGGAGCAUAAUGUGGGAAAACUUCCCAUGCCUGUAAGUUGAAAAGGAUACCUUUACCAUGUUGCUUUUGAUAAUAAAGAAUAUGGAACAUGGUAGAAAUCUCUCCUCUGGGUGUGUGUGUGUAUUGGUAUAUUUGUGUGUAUACCCACACACAUUACUGACAUUUUUAUAUAACGUGUGAUUGCCACUUCUUAUAAAGUUAUGAUAUGGAACCCCAUGAAAAUAACUUUAUACUGUAGAUCAAAUAAUGUGCCCAGAAAUGGAACUGCAAUAGUAAAUCUUGAUCUAUUGGUAAUAUUCUAUGACACAGGUCUUCAUUCUGUCUGUAAACAUAAUAAAGAGGUUCCACCAGAUUUUAUUAUAGAGACCUUCCUAUUACUAUUUAUUUUUAAGAGAUGAGAAGACUGACUAGCAAUGUCUCCACUGUGCAACUGGUUUCACUUCUGGGUCUGUUUGUUUAUUUGUGUAGGUGAGAUCAGUGUUGUCAGGCUGCCAGAAUAAUUUUUAUAAGAAUCCAGAAGCCUGACUUCAUACCAAGGAGCCAUCCUAGAUGGGCGGGAAGGAUCUCCAUGUUCAACCAAACCCUCAGAACUUAGAGCAAUAAAUACAUUCAGUCAUUUAUUUAUGAAUGAAUGACAGAAUAUUCAGUCCAAAUAGAAACAGCCUUUUUCAGUGAUGCAACAUAACAUGGAGUCUUUUAUUGAGAAAGUGAAUAUGAACAUUUUAAAUAGAUGCCUAGAAAAUCUGUUUGCUGUUUACAUUUAGUGUACACAUUAGCAGUACCACACUUCUUUUUCUUUCAUGCUUCUAAGAACUAAUGAAAGAUAGCUUGCUAUUAGCUUUGUCAUGCUGCACAUGCCAUUAUGUUGUUCUCCAAGAGCAGCUAAAUUCUCUCCAGAGUUCAUGUGUGAUUCCUUUUUCAACAAUAUUACUUUAAUGUGGAUGAAUACUAUUUCUAGGAACUUGAUUAUCAUUGAAAAGAUUGCAUAUGUAAAUGCAGAUAAUUCUUGAGCAAUAUAGUGAAAAUGAUUUCACAAAAAAAAAAAAAAAUCUGUAUGUACUGUAUACAUCUUCCUGCAUCCAAAAUUCUCUUCUUAUCCACAGUUUGAAAUCUCAUAUUAAACAGUGGUAAAUUUUUAAACAUUAGGACAUUAGCUGGCUGCUUCUUUAAAUGUACAUGUAUUGUCUGCCUGCUCCUUUUGUGGAGAUGUGUUUUUGUAUUGGAUGUUUGGGCCAAUGGGAGGCUUCAAGCUACAACAUAUUUUCCCAGUUUAAAUAAUAUUUAACAUAUGACAAACCCCAGACAAGGCUUUUAAUAUGUAUAAAGAACUGCAGUGUUAGGUGGUUUAUUUGCAAACCGUUUUCAAUGUUGUCCAUUUUUAUGGCACCUUUAACAAUAUUCUUGUUUCCAAAGUACAAAAAAAAAAAUAGGUUAAAUAAUCUAGCCAUAACUGAAUGUCAAGCAAUAAAACAAAUGACUUUUGUGCAUAGACUUAAAAAAUACAAAUUUUAGACAUCUGCAUGUAAAUGCAAUCUCUUGUUUACUGCUUUCUUCAACUUGAGCAAUCGAUUCCUUAUUUACUAUUAACUUAAGAACUUGUAAUGGCCUGUAAACAUUUUCUCUCUUACUCUUCUUUCAAAUUUACCUGUCCCUGCUUUUGAGUCAUAUUUAAUGUUGUUCUGCACAUCUCUAUACAGUUAACUUUUUGGCUUUCAUUCUGUAUAGAUAAGAAAAUGUUAUAUUAUAAACAGCCUACUCAGUGCAAAUAUUUAUCUGUUUAUCAAAUCCACAAUAUGCUGUAUAAUACCGGUUUUACUAUAUAAUCUAUUUUAGACAUAGCUGUUUAGAACUAGAGUGUGCUAUUUUUGUGUUUUUCUGAUGUGUGGUGCUAGACAAGUUACUUUUGUGAACAACAACAAAAAAUCCCUUUUAUUCCUAGACAAUACCACCUUUGGGUCUUGUUAAUUUCACUGAGUAUAACUAUAUAUUUGUAUAUAUAUACAUAUAUAUAUAUAUAUAUCUACCUACGCCCAACUGGCAGCUGUAUCAGAGUGCUGGAUUUGGGACAUGCUUUUCUCUUUAAAUACAUAAUAUCGUUAUAUAAAUUAUUCUAGAGUGUAUUUAAUUAGGAUAAAAUUACUUCCUUAGUAUGGAUAUUUGACAUCUAUAGGGUGAAUUUGUUUAUAAAUACGGCUAUAUGGAAACUUACUAGCAUUUACUUUAUGUUUGCGACUUGGCUUUAUAGCAUAUCUCCUAAGCUGAAAAAUAAUUUUGCCAGGCCUUCAAGAUCCUAAAGAAACUUGUUUAAUGGAGUAAUACACUUUUUUUUCUUAUUAAGGAAUUAUAUUAUUGGCACCUAACAGAGUUGUAUACUUAGCUCCUAUUAUAGAUAACAGGCAUUUAUAUAAAAUAUCCUAGGUGGCUUGAUGGCAGAAUAAACCUUUCCCCUCCUACCUGAGUGAUGAGAAGGAUGGAGACAUCCUCUGCCAGAACAUGGGCCAUAAAGCAAAUUCGACAAGGGAUGUUCUGUUUCAAUAUGACCUCAACCAGUUCCAUGAACUGAGUGAAGGACCUUCAUUUUUAAAGUUAUUUAAUAAUAAGCUUACUUAAACCUUUUUACCCAUUCUCCCAAGAUCUAUUGGCAUUAUUGAAAAGCAAAGUAUAUCAAAUAUCUAACUAAGGAUGUAGUUAACCUUAUUAAAUAUUGAUUAGAAUUGUUCUGUAAUAUUACUGAAUUUGUAAGAUCUUUAGCAAAGAUUUUUGAGCAAUUUAUAAAUGUAGAGCAAAUGUUUCUGUUUACUGCACUUUUUGUAAUUGAAGGUGAUAAAUUCUCAAGCCAUGAUUAUUGGCUUCCAUGCACUGCAUAUUUACCCACAAUUCUAGACAUUUUCCAUUUUUGUGGAAGAGUUGCUGUUACCUUAAUUAUAAAUGCAAUUGUGUGGUUAAUGAGAGCUAAUGCUAAUAGUUAACCUUUUAAAGUGGAUUGGCCACAGUUUAGGGAGAAAUCUCUUUUAAUAUAAAUCACAUCAUUCCUUAACGGCCUCGCUUGGAAAGAGAUUGAAACCUUUUUUUUUUUUUUUAAAGCCCCAUUUAGCAUCCUAAGCUUCCUGAGGGUAGAGAUUGUAUAUAUCUCUUUGCGUCUGCACAAAGGCCAGCACAUGUCAGCAUUUGACAAUGGUUACAUGAUAACAAGUGUGCCCCAUUAAAACUUUUUUUCCUGGGUUGUUUUGUUAAAUUUAUAAAGUAAGGCAAGCCUUAUGGUUAAUAUUUUCUUCUACAACCAACUAUUUAAGCCACAUUUAAAAAGACCACAUGAAAUGCUGAUUCUAAUUGUGUGUAGGUCUUGAGGAUUAAGCACACAAAUUUCACAAACCUCUGUGAGUAACAAACUCAGCCUUCUGUAAAUAUACAUGCGAGUUUGGAAACGGUAAUACUGUACCUAUAAAUAUAUGCUGUCUGUUUUGUGUACAGUAUGUAAAAACUCCUUUUCUGCCACACUAAAAAUGCAAGCCAUUUAUGGGAAUCCUAAAACUAGCAUUGAACUAAAACUUUGCUAAUGAUCUUUAUUAGAGGAUCAUCCAACUUUUCACUUACAUUCGGUUUUCUUUUCAAUUCACUCUUACAGUAGUCUGCUUAUUCCCAGCUGUUUAUUUUAUUGAGUCCUGAAUUUAAAAAAAAUAUUUUGAUUCAUUUUGUAAAUACAAGCUGUACAAAAAAGAGAGAUUUAAUGUUGUCUUUUAAAUACUCCAAUUUUCAUUCUAAUAUGAAUGUUGUUAUAUUGUACUUAGAAACUGUACCUUUAAUAUUACAUUACCUUUAUUAAAAGUGCAUUGAACACAUCAAUUUUAGAUGUGCUUUAUGUACUGUUAUCCUAUAAUAAAACUUCAGCUUCUAAUGGAA